This is a messenger RNA of Hemibagrus wyckioides, 11444 nucleotides long. Its product is annotated as leucine-rich repeat-containing protein 75A-like. The record is from RefSeq and is a predicted model, not a curated record. Bases 1311 to 2270 code for a protein of 319 amino acids. The transcript has 4 exons. Lineage: Eukaryota; Metazoa; Chordata; Actinopteri; Siluriformes; Bagridae.
GUUGACAGGGAGAGAGUUACCGAGAAAGCGCGAGACACAGAACACCAGCUGCGCGCGCUCUUGGUGUUAACCGUGUAUCAGAUGUAAACAGCGCAGGCAAACUACUCGUUUUUUAGUUCAUUUUUUGGAGAACGGGGACGUGCUUUGUUUUGUUUUGUUUUUUUUGUCCAUCGGGAAUGAUUUUUCCUUUUCUUUUUCUUUUUGGAAGUAAAAGUUGCUAAAGGUUGACGGUGCGUUUAUUUCAGAGGAUCUGCCGGUGGCGCGUGCGUAUCAGGUGUUAUAUAUCACGUUGCAUGUCAUGGAUUUCUCUCAGCUGUCAGCUGCCUCAGCUUGAAGUCUGUCUCAAGACGUCUUUCUUCUCAUGAACUGACUUGUUUCAUGGAAUUAAUUGACACAAUGAAAUGAAUUGACGUUUGGACUCGUUGUUGUUGUUUUUUUUUUUGCUACUGUGUUCUUCCAUGUGAAGGGUUUGGCUCUUAUCAAACAAUAUUCAUCACAGUGGAAAUGGAGAUCAUCGAACCGUGACAUUUGAAUGGAAUUGGAGCCAUUUGUUUAUUACAUGAGAAAGUAAUGGAAUACUCGCUUGAUACACCUGAACAAACCGUGCUCAAUCAACUGAACAUUCAUUUUUUUUAAAGCGAGUCCGGCGAAUCGGUUCAUUUUACAUGACUCCUUCGAGUGAGUAGAUUCUUCUGUAGCUAUUAUUUUGAGCGAACAGCGCGAGUCAUUCGUAUUAAACGACUCUUUCAAGUGAGUACAGCGACUCGACUGUUUUGAAAACGACUGUGAGAGUGAGUAGAGUGAAUCGAUUCUUUAUAAACCACUGUUUUGAUUGGGUAGAGCGAAUCGAUUCUUUUGAAAACUAUUCUAAGUGGGUGGAGCGAAUCGAUUCUUUUUGAUCUAUGCCUAUUACGUGUGUGGCGCGAAUCGAGUCUACGGCUAUUUUGAAUGAGUAGAGCGAAUCGAUUCUUUUGAAACGACUCUUUUAAGCGGAUAGAUCUCAUCAAUUUGCAAGGAUUAUCCGAGACAUUGUAUUAGUUUGCCUUUAUACUUUCAUGACUUAAUGUAAUUUAGUAAUUCAGGCCAUCAUAAAAUGCCGUCACAUAGAUGUGAAUCAGCUGGGUUUUAAAAUUGCCCACUUUGCCUGCCCCCAGCCUAUUUCUAGAUGGCCCCUCUAAGCAUUUCAUUCAGCACAAAUCAAUCAAUACUAGUUUGUAUCAAGAAUAGAUUACGUUGAUGGUCAGAACGAAUCAAUUCAGCACAAGGAGUCGUGAUGCGUAUAGCUACACCUGAGAAUUCAGCACUGCAGGAUGGGGGCUAGGCAGUCCAAAGGCCCCGAGGCUGCUUCUGGACCAUUUCUGGGGGUUUGGAGACGAGCUCAGGGCUCUGUCCUGCUCCGGUCAUCCUCAAACGAGCGCCCAGAGAAUCCAGGGGUGCCUGCUCCAUACCGCCGUCGCAUUGGCAUGAUUCAGGACGUGAUGCUGAAGGCGAAGGAGGGGAGACAGGACGAGGCCAGUGAGCUGCUGAAAAGUCUGAGACAGGAUUUAGGUAUGGAGUCAACGUCUCUGGAUGAUGUGUUGUACCGGUAUGCCAGCUUUCGCAAUAUGGUGGACCCCAUCACCCAUGACCUUAUCAUCAGCCUCGCUCGCUAUGUGCAGUGUCCAAAAACGGAGGGUGAGUCUCUGAGUGCCAUGGAGAAGGUAUGCCGCCAACUGACGUACCACCUGAGUCCUCAUCCACGUUGGAGACGACAGGGUCUCCUGAAGGGAAAACCCCAGGCGAGUCUGAAGGCGGUUCUCUCCGUGUCUCCGGAUGGCACCGUGGAUUUAUCCGGACUCCCUCUUUCGCGCCGUGACGCAGAACGCCUGGUACUCCACCUUCAGCGUAACUCUGCCCGUGUUCGUUGCGUCGAGCUGGGUUUCACCGAGCUCACAGACGAUACGCUGCUGACGCUGCUGCCCACCUUAUCCUCUCUGCCUGCUCUGGAGAGUCUAGCCCUCAACGGCAACCGGCUGACCCGAGGAGUCCUGCGCCAGCUCACCGACGCUCUCAAGGAAACGCGAAGCUUCCCUGCUCUGGCGUGGGUCGACCUCGGUAACAACGUGGACAUCUUUUCUUUGCCACAGGCUUUUCUACUGAGCCUGCGGAAGCGUUGUCCGAAACAGGGUAACUUACCCACCAUACAAGAGCACCCAGAACAGGGGGGCGGGGCAGGGGGCGGGGCAAAUGGGACUGCAGGAUUGGAGGAGGUAGGAGAAGAUCCAGACUGAUUUUCCUGGUGUUAGGGGAUGACGGUGGUGGGUGGGAGUGGAACCAUCAAGCUAUGAGGAUUUCAUCCCACUGCAGGUGUUUAUGGGCGGAGUCAUAUUAUUAAUGGACUUUCUUUUAGGACAAGUCUCGUUUGGGCACAGAUGGAGGAAUUUACACAUGACUUGUAUCCUUACUUGUAGCCUUCAUCAAAUUUCCCACGUCAGUGCACUCCCUGGGCUCACACGACCCUGGACCGCAUUCGUGGUUGUCCUGCAGUGGACAAUAGGACAGGUCUGGGAUUUUUGUAAGAUAUGUAUUGAGCUCAGUAUCUUCUAGAUGUGCCUGUUGAUUGAAGACUAUAAUGGAUUGCCUACUGGGGCACACUGUGAGAGGCUGAUUUUCGUAAUCAGAUUUGGCAUUCUUCUGAAUCGGGCCAGCUGCGUUGGACAUGCAGUGUACUUGGGGUAGCAAUUAGAUCUGGCAAAACUCAUCAUUUUUUUGGAUGCAUUUUUUCCUGAUCCUUUCCUGAGUGAUUCUUCAAUAAUGUACAAACUUUCAUCAUAAACUCUUUCACAUGUAUAUAUUCUUUAUAUAACGUCCAAAUGGUUCAUUUUACACCUCUUGGGCAUAAACACGUGCCAUCUUUGUAUUCUUCCACACUGGAUUUAUUCAGUUAUACCAAAUCCCAAACGGCUUCUAGUUCACCAUACACUCACCAGCCACUUUAAAAAGGAAAACCGGAUCAUUUGUGCAAUUAUCCAAUCACUCAGACAGUUGUGUAGCAGCAGCACAGAACAUAAAAUCAUGCAGAUACAGGUCAAGAGCUUCAGUUAAUGAUCACAUCAAUCAUCAGAGUGAGGAAAAAUGUGAUGUCAGUGACGUGCCAUGGUUCUGGUUGCCAGAUGAGCUGGUUUGAGUUUUUCAGGAACAGAUGAUCUCCUGGGAGUUUGACAGACAGAAGCUUUGAGCUUACAGGAAGGCAAAUAAUCACUCUUUACAACCAUGGUGAGCAGAAAAGCGUCUCAUAAAAUCGUCCAUAAAAGCAUUAGAGGAAUUCCAUUUUGGAAUCACUGGUAGUAAAAUGCUAUUGCAAGCUACAUGAGGAAGAAAAGAUCAUAACCUGGGAUGUGCUGCAUUGUUCUUUAAUCUCAUGCAUCAAGUUAAUACACCUUCACAGAGAAUUUAACGCUGGAGCAUAAUGUGUAGUCUUUUCAAGCUAAACCACAUCACAACUGGCUAAUUCCCAGUGAGGGUACUGGGAUUACACAGUGGCUUAGUGGUUACCAUCUUUGCUUCGCCCAUCCAGGGUUGGAGUUUUGAUUCCUUCAGAGGUUGCAUGUUUUUCCUAAGUUUCCUCCAGGUACUCUGGUUUCAUUCCGCAUUGUAGGCAGACUGGUAUGUCUAAAUUGUCUGGAAUGUGUGUGUGAGAGUGUGUGUGUGUGUGUGUGUGUGAGAGAGAGAGAGAGAGAGAGAGAGAGAGAGUGUGCCAUGUAAUGGGUUGGUACCCUGUCCAGGGUCUCCCCCAUCUUGUCACUUGAGUUACCUGGGAUAGAUUCCAGGCUUCCUGUAACCCUGAGUAGGAUAAGUGCUACAGUAGAUAGAUGGAUGGAUGGAUGGAUGGAUGGAUGAAUGGUUGGAUGGAUGGAUGAAUGAAUGAAUGGAUUGAUGGAUGGAGGAUGGAUGGAUGGAUGGAUGGAUGGAUGGAUGGAUAGAUAGAUAGAUAGAUAGAUAGAUAGAUAGAUAGAUAGAUAGAUAGAUAGAUAAAUAAAUAAAUAAAUAAAUAAAUAAAUGGAUGGAUGGAUGGAUGGAUGGAUGGAGGAUUAAUGCGCUGCCAAUCAUUCACUAACCAGCCAAAUGUUCUGCAAGAAAAAAGAUAACAUUAAUUCAGGCUUCAGUCUGUAUUCCUAUUAUAGUAUUAUAUUCACUCACUUUGACCUCUGUUGGGUUUGUUUACUUUCACUCUCUCUCUCUGUCUCUCUCUCUCUCUCUCUCUCUCUCUUAAUUAAGCAAUAAUUUUGGUUUCUGUGAUAUGUUCUUUUUAAAAAAUCAGCGUUAUUUUAAAACCAAACCCUUCAAAUAUUUCCUAAUUCUCCUUUCAGUAAUAACAACCUACAAGUACACUUGGAAUGAAGCAGGAGUACUCUCUGGAUGUUUAAUCAGACAUCUCACACACACUUAUUCAUACCUAGGGGCAAUUUAGAGUACCCAGAUACCUACCAACAUAUUUUUGGUGGGAAAUGGUAGGAAAAUUUUUAUUUUUCCUCUUAAAAGUAAACUAGAAAAGUGUCAACUAAAAUGAUGACUGCAAUGUAAAGGAAGCAGAUUGUUCAUAACGUUCUGCUCUAAUGCAAACUUGCUUCUCUCUCUCUCUCUCUCUCUCUCUCUCUCACCUGAUUAGCCAUUUCUCCUCAACAUUAUACCACAUAUCUGGGUUGUGAUCGAAUCGGAGCUGACGUAUUAUGACAUACGAGUACUUUUUCGCCAAUAUCCACCCCGACACACUCUUGACCCAGCACUGACUGUGAAUUACUAGUGCAGGACUGUCAGGGUGACUCACAGCAGCUCGGAAGCAUCAUAUUAUACAGUAGCUACUGACAGAAUAAUGAUGGUUUUUAGCUUUCAUUAGGAAAUGCUGAAGCUGUAAUAAUAAAAAAAAAAGAAAGUCAUGAAUGACAUUUUUCAGACCCUUUUUCCAACAUUAAGUGACAGAAUGGAUGAGAACGAUUAAAGAAAUAUAUUUUGAUAGACUUACAUUUAAGCUACAUUUUACUUAAAAAAAGGGGGGGGGGUAUUUUUAAGUGGGGAUUUCACCUACUUAUAUGUGAAUAUUAUGAAACUUUGAAUAGUUUUUCAGCCAUGGAAAAGAAUGUAUUACGCAGAUUUAUCUCACAGUUACGAAUGAACAAAACCAAGCAUAUGCAGCAACGAAGGAAAUAACAAACCCAGAGUAUUUGUUUCUAAAGAACUGGCCAUCUUUGGAGUAUGUUUCAGAUUUUUAAAAAACAUUGUGGUGUUGGUGUGGUUUGGUUAGGGGUGUGAGGGAGAGAUUAGUGAGCGUGAAGCAUCACGUCGCACUCGAACUCAAAACUGUGAUAUUAUCUCACCAUUACAGGCUUGCACAAGAUUAAAUAAAGUUGCAGUUGUGUUAUAUCAGCUCGCAGUGGCAAGUCAUAAGUGCAUGAUAAAUCUAUGGAAUAUUUUCCAUAUGUGAAAAUAUAUGAGGUGCAGAAGUUCACUGCAUAGAGCCUCCUGGUGGUCCAGCAGAAGGAUCCCGUGCUCUCAUUGCCGUGGCCUGGGUUCGAUUCCUGGGCAGGGAGCUACCCUAGCCACUGAAGAGUUAACUUUCAGUGCCGGUCCCAAGCCUAGAUAAAAUGGGAGGGCAUAAAACCUGUGGCAAAUCGAAACAUGAUCCGCUGUGGUGACCCCAAACAGGAAGCAGCUGAAAGAACAACAACAACAACAUAAAAUGCACAGCACUUUUGUUAAGAGGUGUGUCUCAUAACCGGGAGACUCACAUGAGAUUAAAGUGAGGUUUUUACUUUCAUGAUUCUCAGAUAUGAAGCUCGGACAAAUCAAAGACCAAUGCUGCGUUAUUCAUUUCCACAUCCUCAGUAACUGCCUGUUCAGGGUUGCUGUUUUAAUUCCAGCUAUACAGCUAUAGGAACAAAGAUUAUAAUGACUCAAGCAGGGUUAGGGGGUGAAACCCAACACAUCCUGCCCACAUCACUAGCUGAAACUGAUGAUGAACUGGUGUGGUUGAGGAACUGUUAAAGCCAGAACUCACACCCCAUGCUGACACUGCUCACACUUCUACCUCUCCUCCUUUUCCCCCCCCAGUGUUUAUGAUACCGUAUAGAUAUACAGGGAUAUAUUGCAGCAUUCCAGUGUGUCACCAAAGAACAAGGAUCAUGAUCAAAAAAAUAUUACAUACAGAAAAUAUUACAACACUUUCGUUGAUUUCAUUGAUUUGUGAACACUAAGCUUCAUUUAAAGAUGUUUAUACAUAUUUACAUAUAUUUUAAAGAUGCUAGUUGUGCAGUCCCAAUUCUGGUUAUUGGGUCUUCUACUAUCCUGUUGAGCUCCUGGCUGGCUCGCCACUAUAAUAUCUGAUUACUAGAAUGAAUUGAAGACUUGUUUUCGGACUCUUAUACGUAACGGACACACCGAACACAACCAGUAGCCGGCAGGACUGGUUUUCGUUUUCGUAUCCAGUGCGAUCGAUUCCCACAGUAUUAACACAAACCAGUUACGAUGUGAAAUCUCAGUAUAAUUAUAGUAUUAAACUUAGGUGAUUAGGUAACUCAUGCAUGAUAGCAAUGUGCAGUGGUUAUUAUGUGUCUGUUGGAAAACACCAGGUUUGAAUCUCAUCUCAGGUGUUGAAGCUCUGGGGUUUCAUUUUAUUCAUGGCUUUGAAAACACACACAAAUAACAUGUCGGCUGUACGUGCUAAUUGUGUUAACGUUACUCAAUUCAAAUCACGUCGAACCGUGAUUUCAUUGAUUUAUGAACUCUAGGCUUUAUUUAAAGAUGGUUAUACAUCUUUAAAUAUAUUUAAAAGAUGCUAGUUGUGCAGUCCCAAUUCUGGUUAUUGGGUCUUUUACUAGCCUGCCAAGCUCCUGGCUGGCUCGCCACUAAAAUAUCUGAUUACUAGAAUGAAUUGAAGACUUGAUUUCGGACUGUUAUACGCAACGGACACACCGAACACAACACGUCGCGGGCAGGACUGGUUUUCAUUUCGUGUCCAGUGCCAUCGAUUCCCACAGUAUUAACACAAACCAGUUACGAUGUGAAAUCUCACCAGGACGUUGGGACUACAGGAUAAUUAUAGUAUUUAACUUAGGUAAUUAGGUAACUCACGUGUUAAUUGUGUUAACGUUAGCGACGUUUGAAUUACAUAAAUUCGACCAGCCUUUUUAUGUUUUUUUUUAUGUUAUGUUUCUUGAACUUGACCACCACAAAGGCUCCGGGUUUGAAGUGUCACGCUUGUUUAACUGUUCUAUAGCUCAGACUUGACCACACACACACACACACACACACACAUUACUCAGCUUUAAUGGGUAUUGGCUUCUACUCCUACAUUGUUGUCCCGAAGACUUCGACUGCAGGGUCUGAAGUAAUCUCCUGAGAGUUUCCACCAUUACCCAGCACAAAGUCAUUAUAAAUGAUGUCAUCAAUUAUUCAUUCACUUUCUGCAGCAGCUGCUAAUUGGGUUGUUACUUCUAGCAGAGUGUGUGUGGGAUGAAGACUCGUCUUCUGACUCUCGCAUGCGAAAGAAACGCGACACGUAGCAGGCAGGACCGCUUGUGGUAUCGUCUGUGAGAAUGAUGUACAGUACAGGAGGAGAGGAGUUCGUUCCAUCCAGCCAAUCAAGUAUUCGGCAAAUCCGUUCCUCUUUCUUCGUCGUUCUUAUCUUUGUGAUUUGUGUUUGUUUGAUUCAGAGUGAAAACGGAUAAGCUGCAAGACAAAGCUGUGGAAUGUUUGGAAUGUUCUGGAUGAAAGACUCUUUAAAGAUUAAAUUUGAUUUAUAAUAAACAUCCGUACAGCCUAAUUAUUUGGUAUUAUCAAAAAAUCCCUCUUUUCUCUUUAUCGCUCGCUCACUCUCUCUCUCUCCUCCAUCAUUCUCUUUCUCCCCCUCAGUCUCUCUCAUUCCCUUUCUCCCUCUCUCUCUCUCGCUCUCUCCUCCCCCUCUCACUUUCCUCUCUCUCUCCCUUUCUCCACCUUCUCUCCCUCUCGUCCUCUCUUUCUUUCUCAUCUCUCUCUUCUUCUUUCUUUUCCCCCCUCAUCUCAACCUUCUGAUUCAUUCCAUUUUCUCUCUUUGUUUUCUGACUUUCUAUUUUUUUCUCUCUCUCUGCUUUCCUCAUCCUCUGUCUUUCCUUUAUUGCUCUUACUAUCCUCUCUCUGUCUCUCUCUCUCUCAUGCUCUUUCCUCUUCCUCCAUCCCUUCCACCCCUCUAAUUCUCUCUCCCUCUCUCUUUCACCCACUUGUCAUCUCUCUCUCUCUCUCUCUCUCUCUCUCUUCUGCCUCUAUCCCUCCCUCCCUUCCUUCUAAACUUUCUCUCCUUCUCUCUUUCACUUGCCGCUUACCCACUUGCCAUCUCUCUCUCUCUCUCUCUCUCUCUCUCUCUCUCCCCUUCUCUUCUUUCUCUAACUUUCUCUCUCCCUGUCUUUCCCCGACUUGCCAUCUCUUUCUCAUGCUCUCUCCUCUUCCUCCAUCCCUCCCUCCCCUCUAACUCUCACGCUCCCUCUCUCUUUCACCAACUUGCCAUCUCUCUCCCCCUCUCUCGCCCCUGCUUUCUUUCUCCCACUUGCCAUCUCACUCUCAUGCUCUCUUUCUCUCUCUCUCUCUCUCUCUCUCUCUCUCUCCUUCUCUUCUUUCUCUAUCCCUCCCUCCCCUCUAACUCUCUCUCUCCCUGUCUUUCCCAGACUUGCCAUCUCUCUCUCAUGCUCUUUCUUUUCCCUCCUUCUCUCCCUCCCCUCUAACUCUCACUCUCCCUCUCUCUUCCACCAACUUGCCAUCUCUCUCCCCCUCUCUCGCCCCUGCUUUCUUUCUCCCACUUGCCAUCUCACUCUCAUGCUCUCUCCUCUUCCUCCAUCCCUACCUCCCUUCUUAACUCUCUCUUUCACUUGCCAUCUCUCUCUCUCUCUCACUCACACACACACUAACCAGCGUGUCUUUUUUUCUCUCUCUUCCUCUUGAUGUUAAAAAAAAAGUAGCUUGUCAUCUUCCUAAGAAACCACAAAGGUCUUCUGUCCAGCGGAUUUUUCUCAUGUCUGAAAAGUUGAAGGCUUAAAGGGAACAGCUUUACUUCUGCCUGCUACACUGACUCCUUCCAAUAAUAUUAAAUAAGCACGACUUUAAUCUGUUUUAUGAUUUUCAGCACAUUCAAGCCACAAACUUGAUUGUUUUGUUAGCUUUUUAACUAGCGGUUUCAUCCAAGAACGGGUGAGAUGUUGAGUUAAAUCCACAAACACAUUAUUUACACUAUAAACAUGACUGUAACUGCAGUCUUUUUAAAUGAACGUAUAAUACGGUAUGUAGUGAUGCUGAACUAAUCAAUUCACGGUGAAGUCGGUCACUUGUUAGUGUGUGUUUUGGGGUGUUUAGGGCCUCGUUUUCAUCAUUCUUGUAUCCAUGCUGAGAUUUUAGUGACAGACUGUGAAGAAGGCCUGGAGGGAAUGAGCUGCUGGCAUGCAUGGCAGAAUAUCUAUAGUUAGUGAUGAGUGUGUGAAGCACUGAGGCACUCCCCAUCAGUCUCCCGAUCCCCAGACAGACUCGCUAAUGAAGCACCAUGUGAGAGAGAAGGGGAAAAAAAUUUUUUUUACAGCCCUCUUCGACUUAAUCAGAGCCUCCAGAGUCCAUAUGAAAGGAUUUUUCAAAAGCAACUUUUACAUCACGAUCAUGUCCAUCAUGAGUGCUAGUGGGUGAAAAUAAGGUGAUUUUAUUUGCAGAGAUAAUCGUGAAGGAAUGACUGAAGAUUUUAGAAAGAUCUCAAGGACCUCAGGCUUGGUCUUGGAUCCGGAUCCAGCCUUAGCCAUCCUGACCAGGAUAAAGCAGUCAAUGAAGAUGAAUGAAUGAAUGUUUUUCUGUGACAUGAAGAGAUGCUGUGAUGUGAAAACACACACACACACACCAUGACACACUGAUCCCAGAUCAGUUGUUAAUACCAUCUGGAAUAUUCAGCAUGCGCUCUGACCCCAACCUCCAAGGAUGGGAUAUGCGAAGAAAGGAUUUCACUGUGCUGUAAUGUAUAUGUGAUAAAUAAAGGCUAUUUCUAUAAAAGAAAACAAAAAACAAAUUGAGACCUGAGCAGAUAACAACAAUGCAUAAAGUAUUAUGACCAAUUUGAUGGUAUAUAAACCAUACCUAUAGGGCCAAAAGUUUGUGCACACCUCACCACCCAUAUGUAGAUCUUUUUCAACAAACUUUGGAAGCACACAUUAGUACAGGAUACCUUUGUAUGCUGUAGCAUUGCCCCUGCCCCUUUGCACAAAGCGAGCUCCGAGAAGACAUGCUCUGCCAAGGAUGGUGCAGAGUGUCCAGCACAAAGCCCUGACCUCCAUCUCAAUGAACACCAUUGAGUUGAAGUGGACCACCGACUGAACCCCAGACCUUCUAACCCAACAUCAGUGCCUGACAUCACUAAUCCCUACAGCCACAAAAUCAAUUCAAUUUUAUCAGUAUAGCACUUUUAACAAUGGACGUUUUCUCAAAGCAGCUUUACAGAACAUAAGAAACAUAGUACAAAAGUCCUAGAUUAAUGUUAGACAAAAUCAUACCUAGUGAGCGAGCCUGAGGCAACUGUGGCAAGGAAAAAACUCCCUUAGAUGCUAUGAGAGGAACCAGACUCAAAAGGGAACCUCAUCGUCAUUUGGGUGACCCCAUCAAGUGUGAUUAUAAGAUAUUAUAAACACGGGAGAGUUAUUAUGAACAAUGUCCUUUCUACAGUCACAGCUGGAGCAGUGCGAUGCACAUACAGUAUAUGUAGAAUGUUAAUGUGUGUAUUAAUUAGGAGGUCGUUGUCAUCCUCCAAGUCGCAUCAAAUCUAGAGAUCUAGAGAAAGGAUUUCCCAGAAAUCAUUCCCUAAAGGUGGAUUAAAUCUGGAAUGAGAUGUUCAGCAAGCACAUACAAAUCUUAUGGUCAUAUACACCAUAAACUAAAACAGUACACCAUGGUAUGUAACUUCUUGUAGGUUCCAGCCACAGUUUUAUUGUAAAAGACUACCACCUUUUGACCUGGUGUUAGAACUGCACCCUAGCAUAGCAGGGCUUCUCAUACCAGAGCCUCAGUCCAGAAUAAUUCCCAGAUGAAUCAUGUGACAGAUUUAACAUAUGAACAUAUUCAUACUAUUCAAACACAUUAUUUAGUGAAGCCAUUACAGGAUUUUAUUCCCAAACUUUACAUUUAUAGAACUACAUGUCGAGUAAAAAAGUUUGUUUAUGAGCUCCUUUCCUAGCUUUAUUACCAUUUGAGUUUUAUAAAAAAAAAACAACCUAUGAGAAAAACACAAGCAACUCUGAUAUUACCGAUCCAAUCCAAGUUCAACUAAUUAGGCUGACCACAAUAAACGUCAUAACAAAAUAAUAACUAGGUUAUAACGAAUAUGACAACGUUUGUUAGUGAUCUACGAUUAUCGAUUAUAGAAAAAUAAAAUACUCUUCCUGCUUAUCGCACACCAAGAAGAACAAUUGAAUAAU